Molecule: messenger RNA, 579 nt
Organism: Trichobilharzia szidati
Lineage: Eukaryota; Metazoa; Platyhelminthes; Trematoda; Strigeidida; Schistosomatidae
Source: the annotation of a GenBank genome assembly
AUGAAAUGGAAUCUAAGUCGUAAGCAUAAACCACACAAUUAUCCAUCCCAUCUCCCGAUGUCUACACAAACGUCUAACGUAAACUUCAAAGAAGAAAGCGCGAAUACAAGUCGUACGCAUAAACCACACAAUUAUCCAUUCCAUCUCCCGAUGUCUGAACAAACGUCAGAAGUGAAUGCCAAAGAAGAAAGCGCGAAUCGAAGUCGUGCGUAUAAACCACAUAAUUAUCCAUUCCAUCACCCGAUGUCUGAACAAACGUCAGAAGUGAAUGCCAAAGAAGAAAGCGCGAAUCGAAGUCGUGCGUAUAAACCACAUAAUUAUCCAUUCCAUCACCCGAUGUCUACACAAACGUCUAAAGUAAAUGUCCAAGAAGAAAACGAAAAUAUAAGUCGUAUGCAUAAACCACACAAUUAUGCCUCCCAUCUCCCGAUGGCUACACAAACGCCUAGCGUAAAUGUCAACGAAGAAGAAAGUCCAAGUGAUUUUCCAAUUUCCCAUGUUCAUUCAAAUAGCAAUCAUAUUAAUAGAAUACAAAAUGCAACGGUUAUAUUUUCAAAUAAUCAAAAUGAAAUGAAAUGA